AUGCAACAGAAGCACCUGGAUGGUAUGGAAGAAUGUGGAUGUGGGAAUGAGGGGGAGGCCAUUCCAGGUCAAGAACCAGGGGUGAAGUGCAGCUGGCAUCUCACACUGGAGGAAAUUCAGGUGCAGGAGGUGACGAGAUUUCCUGAGCUCACUGACCGAGCAACUGCAGGGCAAGGAUUCCAGUCCAGGUCCAGUGUUGAAACGCCCCAGUGCAAUGAAUGGGGCCUCGGAGGCCUAGCCAUGGCCUGUAAAUUAAUUCAGACAGAGAGUUUUAUUGCUUGGAGAUUCCAGAAAACUAUCCUCAGGUAUAAGGUUCCCUCCAGGAUCCACAGGGCUGCAUGUUUGGGCAAUGUGGACAAAGUGAACCGUAUCCUUGCAUAUGGGGAAGAAGUGGAUAAAAGAGACAAGAAGAACAGGACCCCACUCCAUUAUGCCAGUACCUACGGACAUUCAGAAGUGGUGGCCCUGUUAAUAAAGAAGCAAUGCAACAUUGAAAUUUCUGAUAAGAAAUACAAAACACCACUGAUUAAGGCAGUAGAACACCAGCAUGAGGAAUGUGUAGAAAUUCUUCUAAAUAAUGGUGCCAAUCCAAAUGUUCAGGACAUUGAUGGACACUCUCCUCUCCACUGGGCCAUCUUUUGUCAGACCAUGGCAAUAACUGAAACACUGCUUUCACACAAUGCCAAUAUGGAAUUACAAAACAAGGAUGGGCACACGCCAUUGUUACUUGCGCUGAAGCACAAUAAACAACAAGUGGCAGAACUUCUCAUUCAGAAUAAAGCAAAUAUACAUGUAGUCGACAAGGAAAACAGAACAGCCCUCAUGCUGGCUGCAAAAUAUGAAGCAAAACAUGUAAUUGAGAUGCUUUUUCAUGGAGGUAUUGAUGGCUUAGCAGAAGAUCAUUCUGGAAUGAGAGCAUUAUCCUAUGCUCUUGCAAGUGGUUUCAAUGUGAAAUUAAUUUUGGAUUUUACUAGAGAAGCAUAUGAAGAUAUUAAAACCAGGAAAGCAGGUAAGACCUUUUAAAAAAUAUAUUUUU
Messenger RNA from Sciurus carolinensis (gray squirrel), 1036 nucleotides. Its product is annotated as putative ankyrin repeat domain-containing protein 19. The transcript is spliced from 8 exons. Gene Ontology annotation, molecular function: protein binding. The record is from RefSeq and is a predicted model, not a curated record. Bases 1 to 1023 code for a protein of 340 amino acids. NCBI's taxonomy places the organism in Eukaryota, Metazoa, Chordata, Mammalia, Rodentia, Sciuridae.